Kockovaella imperatae is the source of this 5385-nucleotide messenger RNA. RefSeq lists its product as hypothetical. Lineage: Eukaryota; Fungi; Basidiomycota; Tremellomycetes; Tremellales; Cuniculitremaceae. Gene Ontology annotation, molecular function: phospholipid binding; tubulin binding. The record is from RefSeq and is a predicted model, not a curated record. The transcript is spliced from 6 exons. The coding region runs from base 1 to 5385 and encodes 1794 amino acids. Gene Ontology annotation, biological process: maintenance of protein location in cell cortex; microtubule cytoskeleton organization; dynein-driven meiotic oscillatory nuclear movement. Gene Ontology annotation, cellular component: mitochondrion; cell cortex.
AUGGACGACCCCUUUGGAAGUCCAACAACAUCAACCCUGCCCCGGCAAAGGUCACGACCCAAUCUUGCCCACCACCUUCCAGCACCACCUUCGUCUCGGUCCCUCGCUUCCCAGCUCCGCGAUUCUCCAACUAAACCCUCCCAGAAGCUUGAAUACACUGGUCAUGCUCUCCAUCAACAUCUCUCCUCGCUCCUCGAGCAAAAGACUGCCCAGCUUCAGAUGUUGGGAACAAUGGGGCAAGAAAUUUUGAAGCAGCAACAAGAGCUCGAGGAACGGAUCAAAGGCUUUGACGAGGAUGAUGGCAUCGACGAAGAGGUCGGCGAAGACACAAAAGUCAAGCUCAAAGACCUGGACGAGGCGAUGAGACAAUGGGAAGCUCAAAACGAGGACAUGAUGCGAGAGCUCGGCGGCAAGAUGCCCGACAGUCUGGAAGGUCUCGAUCUGAAAGCUCCCGUGAUGGAGAAUGGCACAACCUCAGCUUCCAUGAACCGCCGUCAGCGCAACGCCCAACAUCGCGCACUCGACAUGGAAUUCGCGACUGAGAUCGGUCAAAACCUCCUUGCCGAAGUCCGACGGCUACAAUCGCUUCUCAAUGAACGCGAGAAGAGCGUCGAGAAGCUCAACGAGGAGAAGGACAGCUGGGAAGUGGAGAAGGCCAGCCUCGUCGGUGCGGUCAGAAACGCCGAGUCCAGUGUCGACCGCUACAAGGAGGAAAAUUGGAAUCUCGAAGUCAACCUUCAAGAACUCCGUGCUGCUCAUUCGGACGCUCAAGAGCAACUGACCAAGUCCAACAUAGAGCACACCCGACUGAAUCGCUCCAUCCUCUCUGUCCGUGAACUCGCCGAGAUGCACAAGACAGAUGCUGAGAAAAACGCUCAACUACUGGAAGACCUCAAAGCCAAGCACGAGACUGAUAUGGCUCAGGCGAGAAAGAACUACGCAGGUUUGCAACGCGACAAGAGCGACCUCUUGACAGAGCUUCAUGUGGAACGCAACCGUCGCGUGUCGGCUCUGAGGGGUCGGAUGUCCCGAGGUGCAUCCGCCAGUCCUGGUCUAUCCACACCCGGCGGAGCCGACGAAUCGUUCGAAGAGGACGAGGAUGUCUUUGCUGCCACUGUGGACGAUGCUAGAAAGCGCAGUCUUGCGGCUGAGAACAAUGCUCUUUCACCCGGCAACAUCACUGCAUUCUCAUCUUCGCCCGACCCCACACCGUCCAAAGACCGUGUUCCCCUCUCUGAUGUCUACAUCAACGAGAUUGACGAGCUUCGCGAGAAUCUAGAAAGGGCACGAGCCGAGAUUGCCACGCUCAAGGGUGAACAGCACAAGGCUCGACGCAUGGCAUCCCGUGAGGACAUCACUCCACGAACAUCGGGCGACUGGGAAGAAGAAGACUCUAUACUCUCUGGUCGAGGUCGGGGAACAGUUCGAGGUAGACGAGGUCGAGGCAGAGGUUUCGCAGCCAGCCUUUCCCGCAAGCUCGGAUUUUCUCGUGUUCCAAGCAGUCUCAGCAACGGUUCGACACCAAAUGACAAGUCCUUCAACUCGACCAGCACAGGCACACCAGACCUGCUCCGAUACAGGGAAUCAGUCUCCCCUGGUCUUGACUCACCCUCCCUCGCUUCUCGAGCCCUCUCGUCUGAAACGUCUCUCGAUCGCCCGACCAGCUUUAUGGGUCCUUCAACGGCUUUAGCCGAUGAGCUGGGCUCUGGUAAUUUGGAUUCUAUGGACUACGCUAGCGGUUCAAAUGCCACGGAUUGGUCUCCAGAGAAGCAACCUCAGGCCUACCUUGAAAACCAAGUCGAAGUCACGACGCCCACUAAAGGCGUGUUCGCCGAGUCGACCAAGUCCAAUAUCGAAGAGUCUACCCAACCCACCGGUGAACGUACACCUACCAAACCUGCGAAGGCUCUGCCCAUUGCUGUCAUCUCGCGACGACCUUCGUCCGUCGCGGAUACCACGACCGAUGGCGAGACGGAUUAUGCAGACGCUGAAUCCACCAUGGAUGUUGCGACACCUCGUGAAGGUACAGCCGAGCUGCCAACGGACGCCGAUGAAUCUUCCUAUGCCACAGGCAGAGAAUACGCUACGGCGGAAUCUAGUGCCGGAUCCGACUCUGACGAAGGAGACUACACUCAAAGACUUGGCAUUUCCGGAAGUAUGCUCGGUCUCGGAGGAGCUGCUGCCGCUGCAGGGGGAUAUGCGGCCUACAAGCAGGCCCAUAAGGUUGCGAGUCGUGAUUUGAUCCGCGAAAAGAUUGUCGAGCGGAUCGUUGAAGUUCCGGUGGAGAAGAUAGUCGAGGUGGAGAAACGGGUCGAAGUGCCCGUCGAAGUAAUCAAGGAGGUCAUGGUGGAGAAGCCGAUCGAGGUGAUCAAAGAGGUCUUUGUCGACAGACCAGUGGAGGUGAUCAAAGAGGUCAUCAUCGAUAGGCCUGUGGAGGUCAUCAAGGAGGUCAUCGUCGAGAAACCGGUGGAGGUCAUCAAGGAGGUGUUAAGUGAGAAACCGAUUGAGGUGAUCAAGGAGAUUAUUGUCGACAGGCCUGUGGAAGUGAUCAAAGAAGUCAUCGUGGAGAAACCAGUCGAGGUCAUCAAGGAGGUCAUUGUCGACAGGCCUGUUGAAGUGAUCAAGGAAGUCAUCGUGGAGAAACUAGUCGAGGUCAUCAAGGAGGUCAUUGUCGACAGGCCUGUUGAAGUGAUCAAGGAAGUCGUCGUGGAGAAACCGAUCGAGGUCAUCAAGGAGGUCAUCGUUGACAGACAUGUCGAAGUGAUCAAGGAAGUACCGGUAGAUCGACCCGUGGAGAUCAUCAAGGAGGUCAUUAUCGACAGGCCUGUCGAGGUCAUCAAGGAGGUCAUUGUUGACAGACCAGUCGAGAUCAUCAAGGAGCUUGUCGUGGAGAAAUCCGUUGAAGUGAUUAAGGAGGUAGAGAAGCCAGUCGAGGUGAUCAAAGAGGUUGAGAAGAUCAUCGAGGUUCCCAAGAUCGUCGAGGUUGAGAAGAUUGUCGAACGGAUCGUCGAGAAGGAGGUUGAGGUCCCGAAGAUCGUGGAAGUAGAGAAGAUUAUCGAGAAGAUCGUCAACGUGGAUCGUGAGGUCGAGAAACCGGUCGAGAGGAUCGUCGAGAUACCCAAGAUCGUGGAGGUGGAGAAGAUCGUGGAGAAGAUUGUUGAGAAACCAGUCGAGGUCUUCAAGCAAGUCGAGGUGGAAAAGAUAGUCGAGGUGGAACGGAUCGUCGAGAAACCGGUCGAAGUGAUCCGCGAAGUCGAAAAGAUUGUUGAAGUCCAAGUUGACAGGGUAGUAGAGGUGCCAGUCGAAAAGAUCGUGGAGAAGAUCGUUGAGGUACCUGUGGAGGUCGUCAAGGAGGUCGAGAAGAUCGUCGAAGUGCCUGUAGAGGUCAUCAAGGAGGUUGAGAAGAUCGUGGAGUUACCUGUUGAGGUCAUCAGAGAGGUCAUCAAGACUAUCGAGGUCCCCGUGGAAGUCCUCAAGACGGUCGAGAUUCCCGUCGAGGUCAUCAAGGAGGUUAGCAAGACCGUUGAAGUCCCCAUCGAAGUUGUGAGGAUUGUCGAAGUGAUCAAAGAAGUCGAAAAGAUCGUCGAGGUCCCAGUGGAAGUCAUCAAAACUGUCGAGGUACCUGUGGACCGCAUUGUCGAGAAGAUCGUGGAGAAACGGGUCGAGGUUCCGGUCGAAAAGAUCGUCCCAAUGCCCUCCCCCACACCAUCCUCUCCGACCGUGUCUCCCGACCUUGGGAUCUGGCGUGUGCAACCUGGUGCCAAUUACGACUUCCUCAAGGCGCCCCCACCUUCUGGCUCUCUGGGAGGCAAGACCCGUGCUUCCACCGAAACAUCCGCGCUGGGGCUGGGUUUCCCUGCGGACGAUGGCUUGCCCGCCACAAGGGGGCUCUCGCCAGCUUUGACGGUGGAUGGUCUUCCACCUGCCUCGCCUUCCGCAUCCGUCGACAGGACCCUGCCUCCUACGAUGAGCUUACCUCCUCCUCCUACGAUUCCGCCGCCUGCCGAGCAGAAGAAGACCUCAACCGGGCCACCUCCCAGGCCACUAUCUCCCCCACCAGACGAAUUCGUCUCUCGUACUGCUCGCCGCGCGUCCCGACCAGCAGUCGUCACCAAAGGAGCCAUGGGCCCUCCAGAAUCCGUCAUUCGAAAACCAUCACGUACGUCCGUCCGACCGCCUCCGAGCCCUGCGGCGUCGGCAUUCGAAACCAGACGUCGCGGACACCGUGGCACACUGCCUGCUUCUGGACAAUCCAGCUUCUCAAUGCGCAAUGAUAAUGGCUCCAUCUCAUCCAUGGGCAGUGUGGUCCCACCGGGAGAGCAUAAGCGAAGUGGAUCCGUUGUGGCCGGCACCACUGACCCAGCGACCAUUCAUGCCAUUACUCAGACCAUGAUUGGAGAGUAUCUUUGGAAGUACACUCGACGAGCGCUUGGCAAAGGUCAGAGUGAGAAUCGACACAAACGAUUCUUCUGGAUUCAUCCGUACACUAAGACGCUUUACUGGAGUGCAAGCGACCCAGGCAGUCUCGGUGCUCAGGAAUCAUCAGCCAAGAGCGUUGUAAUCACCAAUGUCAAGGCAAUUGACGACGCCAAUAACAGUCCGCCAGGGCUGCACAGUCAGAGCAUCGUUGUGUCUACUACUGGGCGAGACAUCCAGUUUACUGCCGAGUCGAAAGAUCGACAUGAUCUGUGGAUGUCUGCGCUGUUGUUCCUCCUAUCGGAAUCCGCUCCUACCGGCGUCGCCAACACAUUGAAGCAUUCCAGUACAGUCCGAGCCAUGUCUUCGCGAAGUCUCGCGGCGGAUGAGCAAGGCAGAUUGACCUACACUCCAACCAUCCCCAAAUCCCCUAUGUCGAUGCGAUCCCUCCACUCUGUCAACAGCUUCACCAUGACGCCCAAGGCAUACCCUCGACCACCUUCCGCGUUGAGCGCCAGAGCUGCUUCAGCGAUGGAGAAGCGCUCGGGAACUCCUGCAUUUGAGUACUAUAGAAGACACGAGGUCCCCGCCACUAUUCACGGUGGACAUCGAUACAAGGGGACAUACAAGGGUGCGCCUUUCAUGGAGGAUUUUGACGUGAUUACUGCGGAGGAUGGAGAUGAUCCGGACGCCUCAUUUGAGGGGAUGGACAAUGUCAGGGCUUGCUGUGACGGCCGACACACGGUCGGACACCAUCAUCACCCCGAGAACGAGUCUGUCACUGGACCUCCAGAGCGACCGGCCCCUCGAUCCGUCACACCUUCCCUUCGAGCAUUUUCUAUGCGAUCGAGACGUGCUAGUGCUGCGUCGUCCAAGCGACCUGGAAUUCCAAAGGGGAAAUUCCGAGAGGAGGAGCCUGCCGUGCCCAAGAUUGACGAGAGGUCCAAGUCCGUCACGGGACAUAUCUGA